Molecule: messenger RNA, 2666 nt
Organism: Aedes albopictus (Asian tiger mosquito)
Lineage: Eukaryota; Metazoa; Arthropoda; Insecta; Diptera; Culicidae
Exons: 1
Coding region: 231-1721 (496 amino acids)
Biological process (GO): proteolysis
Molecular function (GO): aspartic-type endopeptidase activity
Source: RefSeq, a predicted model, not a curated record
CCAGCACCAUGACGGGGUCGUCGUCAGUGUGAUGCUGCCUCAUUGACGAGUAGACUGUUGGCGGAGCUAGUCGUCAUCACCGUGAGGUUCCGUAUUAUGCCAAGUGAUUCUACUGCAGUUUGCUAAGAUGACUGGGAACGGAUUGCUCCAGUGAGUUGCACGGCAUUCACAGUUACCAAUGCCUGCAGUACGCAAAAAGUGACGCGGAUGACUUCACCUCGUAUGCUGCCAUGGUGAACAAACACUGUGAAGCGUUUCAACUCUCCAAGCUCACCCCGGAUCAAUUCAAGGCGCUCCGUUUCGUCUGUGGACUCCAAUCGCCACGGGAUGCGGACAUCCGAACAAGAUUGAUCUCGAAGCUGGAAGCCGACGAAACCGCAGUCAACGAACAAGGAGAAGCGGCCAGCAAGGUCACCCUGGAGAACCUCGUGGAAGAAUGCCAUCGCGUGGCCAACCUCAAACAGGACACACUGAUGGUGGAGAACAAGGAAGCACGCAACGUCAACAUUGUCUCCCGCAAACCGAAGAAUCCUGUGAAAAAUCCGAAAAUCCCCAAAACGCCCUGCUGGAAGUGUGGUGACCAGCACUACGUACGCGAGUGUCCAUUCGCUUCGCACACCUGUUCCAGAUGCAAGCAGCAAGGACACAAGGAGGGGUACUGUUCAAGCAACAAGCCUACACCCUCGAAGCCAUUCAAGCAGACGAAACCCAGAGAGAACGUGAAGACGAGGAGUAUCCACACCGUUCGGAACGUCGGAAGCAAGCGGAAGUUCAUCCCGGUCGAGCUCAACGGUACAACAGUCAAGCUUCAGCACGACUCGGCGUCCGACAUCACCAUUAUCUCCGAAGAUACUUGGAACAGCAUCGGACAGCCACCCACUCAACCGACGGAGGAAUCUGCAGUAACAGCUUCUGGUGGAAACCUCAACCUUCUCGCCGAGUUCCAAACCGAGAUCACCAUCAGGAAUGUGACCAAAACCGGUCGCAUCUUCAUCUCGGACAACGCUGAACUCAACGUUCUUGGAAUCGAAACUAUGGAUCUAUUCGAUCUGUGGUCUGUGCCGAUCAGCAGCUUGGUCAACGUCGUACACCAACGUCCCGACCAACAACCCGAUGAAUACGUGAGUCAACUCAAGCAACACUUCCCGGAGGUUUUCCGAAGCACGCUGGGUAGGUGCACUAAAGCGCAAGUGAAGCUGUACCUGAAGCCUGAUGCACGUCCUUCCUAUUGCCCGAAGCGACCCGUGGCGUACGCUGCGCUCCCCAAGGUAGAUGAAGAACUCGAAAGGCUCCAGAACAACGGUAUCAUUUCUCCGGUUCGAUUCUCGGACUGGGCAGCUCCAAUAGUCGUCGUACGCAAAGCGGACAACAUUUCGGUCCGUGUGUGUGGUGAUUAUUCGACGGGGUUGAACGACGCGCUGGAAUGUGACCGCCACCCACUGCCUCAUCCUGACGACCUCUUUGCGGAACUUGCUGGAGCACGUUACUUCACACACCUCGACUUGUCUGACGCUUACCUGCAGGUCGAGGUCGAGGAGGAAUCGCGGAAGCUACUCACGGUCAACACCCACCGUGGCCUAUUCCAGUACAACCGAUUACCCCCUGGAGUCAAGUCGGCACCCGGCGCUUUCCAGCGCAUCAUCGACAGCAUGGUGGCCGGCAUCCCUGGAGUCAAGCCGUAUCUGGACGACAUCCUCAUCGCUGGUCGGACUAAGGAGUAACACGACCGCAAUCUCUACGCCGUUCUCAACCGUAUACGUGAGUAUGGUUUCCACUUACGUCUCGAAAAGUGUCGUUUCGCACUCUCCCAGAUCGAGUUCCUCGGACAUAUCGUGGACAAAGAUGGCAUCCGCCCGGACCCUUCCAAAACCGAUGCCAUUUCCAAGAUGCAACCUCCGAAGGACGUUCAGCAGCUCCGUUCCUACCUCGGUGCUGUGAACUACUAUGGCCGAUUCGUGAAGCAGAUGAAGAAACUCCGGGCCCCCCUGGACAACCUGCUCAAGAAAGAUGCCCGCUGGAAUUGGACCGACGAAUGCCAACAAUCCUUCGAGCAGUUCAAGGCCAUUCUACUCUCCGAUCUGCUGCUCACUCACUAUGACCCAUCCAAGGAGAUCAUCGUCGCAGCAGAUGCAUCGAAGUACGGCCUUGGCGCAGUCAUCAUGCAUCGGUUCCCGACCGGUGAAGUGAAGGCAAUCGCUCAUGCCUCUCGCUCACUGACCCCGGCAGAGAUGAACUACGGACAAGUGGAAAAGGAAGCAUUGGCCCUGAUUUUCGCUGUCACUCGCUUCCACAAGAUGCUGUUCGGACGCCACUUUCUCCUGCAGACCGAUCACCAACCGCUCCUCAAGGUUUUCGGUUCCAAGAAAGGUAUUCCUGUUUACACCGCGAACCGAUUGCAGCGUUGGGCCUUGACACUCCUGCUGUAUGAUUUCGACAUCAAGCACGUUUCAACGACAAACUUCGGCUAUGCGGAUUUCCUUUCGCGGCUGAUGUCAACACAACGAAGGCCGGAUGAAGAUUACGUGAUAGCCGCCGUAUACGUCGAAUCCGAAGCGAAAGCAAUACUCGAAGACACCAUCAGCAACCUCCCAGUCACGCACCAGAUGAUUGUGGCUGAAACACGAAAGGACCCAGUUCUCCAGCAAGUGGUGAGCUUCCUCAAGGAG